CUGAAUAUGUAUGUAGAAAGCUUGUUUUUGCAUGUGUGUAUGUUUGUGUAUGCAUACAGGUUGUAUACGUUCUACUUACACACAUUACAUAAUGUAUAGAUUAAGAGAUCGGGUGGCUCUUGGCAAUUGGCCAAAAAAGGACCACCUCUCGGGGUCAAGAGUCAAUAUAAGGCUUUAGCUUUAAACUCCACAUCUUCACCGGCAAGAUGCAUCUGACUGACUCCCUGCUCAUCCUGCUCCUCAGCCUCCCAGCACUGCUGUGUAACCGAGCCGUGUGGCAGUUCAGAGGGAUGAUCCUCUGCACCGUACCUGACAGCUGGCCGGUGUUUGACUACGCUGACUAUGGCUGCUACUGCGGGCUGGGAGGCUCUGGCACACCUGUUGAUGAGCUUGACAGAUGCUGUCAGGUCCACGACCGGUGCUACAGCAAGGCCAUUCGGCACGAGGAAUGCAGGCCCAUACUGGACAACCCGUACACUGAACUAUACAGCUACAGGUGUGACGAGGCCAGCAAGACCAUCACCUGCCUGAAUGGCAACAAUCCCUGUGAGAGGUUCAUCUGUGAGUGUGACAGGAUUGCAGCCAUGUGCUUCGCCAAAGCAGGUUAUAACGAAGAAAACGCCCAUCUUCCCAGCGCCCGCUGCAAGUAA
Molecule: messenger RNA, 650 nt
Organism: Plectropomus leopardus (leopard coralgrouper)
Lineage: Eukaryota; Metazoa; Chordata; Actinopteri; Perciformes; Serranidae
Source: RefSeq, a predicted model, not a curated record